UAUGUACGUUAGUUGAAUUGAAAUUACAUUUUAGAAUUUCUAUGAAAAAAUUGGUGUGCAGUAGAUAUCAUGUGAUGCAUGAUAACUGGAAAGACGCAUCUCGAUAACGAUGUAAUGCAGGUUGUACGCAGCUGUAAUGCCGCGGCGUAUUGUCAUAACUGUCAACAGUAGAAUCAGGUUUUUACACCGUCGCGCGAAUGCUUUGCAUUUAGAGAACAUCGACUGCCUAAAUUUGUAUCGUGGCUUAUCGACAACAACAUAUUUGACGAUAAAUAUGUUUUAUUCGCAUUACAUAAAUGAAGACUGUCGCAGUUAAUGUGGCUCGGUCGUAUUAUCAUUUCUUGGAGUGUUCUGGCUGUCGUUAUCGUUGCAUUCGCCAGAAUAACUUAACCUCGAACGAAAUAUGUUUCCACCGAAAGAUAUUGCCAAGACGGAUUACAUUAGCUUAAAUAUUCAGGAAAGCGCAACUUUCGCACGCGGAACAUCUCGCAGUCUUUGGAGGCAAUGGAAUCAGUUGUCGAGGUUUCAAAGGAACAUCCUUUACUUCGUAGUCAUUACAAUUAUAUUAAUUAUAUUUUAUUUGUUGCCUGGCGAUAAUAAGAAUGGAAUUUUGGACGAAAGCGAUUACAACAACAUAGAAGUAGCGCAAGAUACUCUUAAAUAUGAAAAGGCAAUAGAAGAUAUCGUAGUAGAUAAUCCGAACCAAGAACAUAAAGAUGGCGGAGAGGUUAUAGAAGAACCUGACUUCCAGCCAGAAAUAAACCAAGCGGACGACGAUCAAAUUGGAGAACCUCCGCAACCUAAGCCAAACGUGCUUAAAUUCAAUGGCCCGCAAAACAGCAGGCAAAAGGCUAUAGUUGCCGCAUUUAAGUAUUCGUGGAACGGAUACAAGGAAUACGCGUGGGGUCAUGACACCGUAAAACCUAUUUCUAGAAAAUACCACGAAUGGUUUGGUCUAGGACUCACUAUAGUCGAUUCCCUAGAUACUAUGUACAUAAUGGGUUUAAAUAAUGAAUUUUUAGAAGCCAAGGCAUGGGUUGAUAAGAGUUUAGUAUUUACUCUAAAUAGGGAUGUUAAUUUAUUCGAAGUUACCAUUAGGGUUUUAGGAGGUCUGUUAUCGGCAUAUCAUUUAUCGGGUGAUAAAGUUUUUUUAACUAAAGCUACACAGCUAGGCGAUCGUCUAAUGCCAGCAUUUUCCACUUCAUCCGGAGUUCCGUAUUCCGAUGUAAAUCUUGGUACCAAUACCGCGCAUAGUCCUAAAUGGGGUCCUGACAGCAGUACCAGCGAAGUCAGUUCGAUUCAAUUAGAAUUUCGAGAUCUUAGCCGUAACACGGGGGAGCCGAAGUACGAGGAAGCGGUAGCAAAAGUGUCCGAACAUGUGCAUCAGUUAGAGAAGUACGAUGGUUUGGUACCUAUAUUCAUUAACGCUAACACUGGCCAAUUCAGAGAGUUUGCAACGAUAACGCUUGGCGCACGUGGCGAUAGUUAUUACGAAUAUCUACUGAAACAGUGGCUUCAAACUGGAAAAACUAUCAGUUAUUUGCGAGACGAUUACUUGUUAGGCAUUUCUGGAACUCAGAAUCAUCUGAUGAAACAAACAGCGAGCAAAAAAUAUGUUUUCAUCGCGGAACUAGUUGGAGCAGCGAAAGAAAUAAAACCAAAAAUGGACCAUCUCACGUGUUACUUACCAGGUACUUUAGCUCUGGGAGUCCAUCACGGUUUGCCAUCCGAACAUAUGGAUCUUGCGAAUGAACUUAUGAAAACUUGUUAUCAAACGUACGCGAUUCAACCAACGUUCCUCGCACCCGAAAUUACUUACUUCAAUAUCCAGAAUGCGGAUGAAAAAAAAUCGAUGGACAUGUAUGUGAAAAUACACGAUGCUCAUAAUCUAUUAAGGCCAGAAUUCAUCGAAAGUCUAUUUUAUAUGUGGUACUUUACUGGAAACAAAACAUUCCAAGACUGGGGAUGGCAAAUAUUUCAGGCUUUUGAAAAUUUUACAAAAGUAGAGAAGGGCUACACUAGUAUCGGCAAUGUACGAAAUAUUCAUGAUAUUCGACAGCAAGACAUGACCGAAAGCUUCUGGUUCGCUGAAACUCUAAAGUACCUGUACUUGCUAUUCGACGACACGAGGCAGUUAAUAGAUCUGGAUAAAUGGGUAUUCAAUUCCGAAGGACAUCCGCUUCCUAUAUACGAAUCGUAACCCGAUUCCGUGAACUAGCGAACAAACUAUACAAAUCUCUACAUUUUUAGUAGAAUACUAGACCAAGUAUUUCUCAAGGCCAGUCACUCGAUCCAAGAACAGACCACUGGUCGGAUCGAAUUCGUCGUUUAGCACGAUGGUUUUCAAACGUUACCACGUUCUUGCAAAAUUUUUCUACCGCUUUAUGCUACAACAACGAGCAGUCUUUGUAAAUUACCAACUACUUAACCGUUUAUACACAAUUUUUUCUUUUCUUUUUUUUUCCUAAUUUCCCAAUUUAGAAGCGUGUAUUUCUCUAAUCGAACGUACUCUAUUUUGUUUGCAACAAGUUCGCGCUAUUCAUACACGAUAUAUUCUAUAAAUCGUAUUUAUGAAAAGUGUAUCAGAAUCGUUGAGUACAAUCUUGUAAAAUAGAAAAUGCUCGAUCUGUUAUUUGUAGUCUAAUGUAAACUCCUUUAUUCUUUCUCUUUUAAAGACGCGUGUUCUCUGGAGUAACUGAAAUUCACUGGAUUUUCAGCGUAGUUUUUAUUUAUUGCACACACUUUCGUAGAAAAAUAUCAACAGGGAACAUCGAAGCUUCUAUCGUGGAUAGUUUCAAGGCAGAUGACAAAGGAUCGGUCCAUAGAUUAAAAUACUUUGUUCUUUACAUUUUCUAAACGUAUAUCACAUAAAUGUAUAGUUGCUUAAUUUGUAAAUAGCGCUUCGGACUGUGUACAGUUGUUAAUAUUUCAUCUUAGGAGAUAGAAACUUACGUGCGACAUACGUUACGGUUUUGGAAUAGCUGCCUUCUUUAACUAAAUUGCUAUUGCACAGAGUUUAAUUUUCUUAUUAGCUACUUUGAAUUUCUACAAAAUUAACCGAUAAAAUCCAUUUCAUCGCCGGACAGUAAAUAGUAAUAAAUUAAGUAAAAAUAUUUGAACUUUACGAUCGAUCUAUUAGCAUAAAAGAAAAAAAUAUAGAGCAGUCUCAAUAUCUCCGAGAUUCGUCUUGUAUAAAGAAACAUCUUUAUUUACAAAAACUGUCGUAAAUUAUUUCUUUCUUACGUAGUGAAAAUGUCUGAAAUAUACAAGUACGUAUAAUUAGAAUGUACCGCGCGCGCGCGCGCGCGUCGAAUGUAGUAAGGCAAGUGUCCCAUUGCUAUGUACAUACGCUUUUAGAACAUUAUAUCGGACAUCCUUCGCCAUGAAUUUCGUUAUCCAAUCACGAGUAAUAGAAAAUAUGUGGUUCAAACGUUUUCCAACCGUUACAUAUUACACGAUUCAUUUAUAUCUAUAUCUCUUUUAGAUUACUCGAUCGUGUUGCAUUUGUAUCGUCGCACAAUUAUUAUAUCGUAUCGUAUUAUAUUAUAUUCAAAAACAUAUUAGACAUAUUUUGUACCCUCGACGAUCCUCGAACAACUUUCACCGGCACAUUUUUGCUCUAUAUCGAGAAAUUGAACAUUUUGCUAGCAAUAUAGUUAGAAAAUAAAGAAUCGAUCGAUACGUAGAUUGUUCGUUUUGAAAAAUCUGGCAUAUUUUCGCUUUCAAAAAUAUCCUCGAUUCAUGCGUAAUUCUCCGCCUUUUUCGGAAUUUCUUUCCGAUAUUGUAUCGCACAUACAUACAUAUACGUAUUUCGAAGAAUGUUA
Molecule: messenger RNA, 3824 nt
Organism: Megalopta genalis
Lineage: Eukaryota; Metazoa; Arthropoda; Insecta; Hymenoptera; Halictidae
Gene: alpha-Man-Ib
Product: alpha-Mannosidase class I b
Biological process (GO): mannose trimming involved in glycoprotein ERAD pathway; carbohydrate metabolic process
Cellular component (GO): membrane; endoplasmic reticulum
Molecular function (GO): calcium ion binding; mannosyl-oligosaccharide 1,2-alpha-mannosidase activity
Source: RefSeq, a predicted model, not a curated record